Penaeus monodon (black tiger shrimp) is the source of this 1232-nucleotide messenger RNA. RefSeq lists its product as uncharacterized. The record is from RefSeq and is a predicted model, not a curated record. The coding region runs from base 532 to 1158 and encodes 208 amino acids. The transcript is spliced from 8 exons. NCBI's taxonomy places the organism in Eukaryota, Metazoa, Arthropoda, Malacostraca, Decapoda, Penaeidae.
AGGCCAGAGGUGGAGGAGAGUUUUCCCUCAAGUCGUUGUGGUUAACGGGGCAGCCACCUUACUCGCGUUUUUCUCAAACUGCGGACCAUGUAUCUUCACUGCCUGUGAGGUCAAAGGUUACGCGCUGUGGGGUGUAGCCGAAACGCUGUCAACGUGGUUCGUGAGAUGGUACUUCAUAUCGCUCGGGCUCCUCAUUAUUUUCACAAUCCUCUCGUGCUGGUGCAAGAUCUGUGUUCUUCUGGAAGAUCAGGGGCGCCACAACAGCGCAAGGGCACAGCUCCUCCUCAACACCCUGGUUGUCUGCUUCAACUACGCCGUAGGUUGGUUGCCGUACAUUCUGCUGGUGGGCAUUAGCGGCAGCCUGGACGGUGGCUCUUUGCGGAAGGCUUUGGAAGCGGUCUGACGGAUUUCCACUGCCACCUUCACGAUGCGUCCGUUCGAGGGGCCUUGGUCGUUCUGGUCGCGUCCUCGGCCAUUUACUUCCGCCAUGCCUACUUUGGCCUGGGCGGGCGGGCCCUAGGAGACGGCUACAUGCUGAUGGGCGGUUUGGUUCUGCCGUGGUUGAUGGCCAUAAUAACGAGGGUGUUCCUGGUGGGGCAAGAAUGGCGCCUUCCAACGGAGUCUCUGCUGAGGGAAGGAAGCAACGGGACCUUCACGAUGAGAGCAAACAUGAUAUUCUGCGAGACGCGCGUCAACAUCGGCUGGUUGAAUCACGUGAUGGCUGAGUGGCUGUUGACGCUGGUGGUAACUGGGUUGGUUGCAUUCUGGUUUCCGAAUGUCAGACGGCGUUCACAUGAUUAUUCAAAGCUCAAGCAAAGGCCCGUUGGACUUUUUGCUUCUGGUGAGUAUUACAUGGAGUCAUUGUCUGCCAUCGCUAUAAUGUGGUUCCUCACCAUCAGACCUCUCCUGGCGACCAGUAUAUUCAUUUCUUCAAACGAAAGCUGGUCUUCCUACCUGGACAUCCCUUCCCACGUCCUCGUCAUGAUGUCAGCGUCUCUCGUGCCCUUUGAGGUCGAGGACCGAUGGGCGAAGACUGUGGAGGAAGAAUCUCCUGCAGAAGGAGACGGGGAAGCGGACAAAAUGAUAUGUCUGCAUGACGAACCGGUAUGGGAGAAGAAACAAGGGAUUGCUAUAGUGAACUCGGAUGAACAUUUUUGAAAAGUGAUAAAAUGUUACGUAACUAAUAGUGAUAAAAUAUUUUGUAUGAAUACUUUUUAUUGAAAUGUGAUUUU